Molecule: messenger RNA, 1253 nt
Organism: Paramecium octaurelia
Lineage: Eukaryota; Ciliophora; Oligohymenophorea; Peniculida; Parameciidae
Source: the annotation of a GenBank genome assembly
AUGAUCUGUAAAAGAAGGAAAUGUCUUUUUGAUUAGCAUUAUUUUCUUUACUUAACCGAAAAUUCAAUCCAAAUAGGGAAAGUAUGUUAAAUGAAUCUCACCCUUAGGAUUAGAACAACAUCAAAUAUGAAAUCACAAUUGGAUUAGCCACCAUUUUGGAAUGGAAAUUGGAUUAGCAAAAACAAUUCAAAGGAUUCACCAUUGAAAUUGCAAAGAAAGAGAAAUAUUUUCUCAUUUCUCAUUUGGAUUGUGUGUUUCUGAAGGAUAAGCUUGAUAGCAAAGUAGUUUAUAAGAAUAUCAAUUCCUUUUACAAACCAUAAACCAUUAUUGGAGAAGGCAACUUUGGGAAGGUAAGCAGAAACAAUUUAUUGUAGGUCUUGCUCAUAAAGAAUAUACAAGAUGGAAAAAUGUAUGCAACCAAGACUUUGAGAAACGAUUUGAUGACUUCUUUGGAUGUAAUGAAUUUUGUAUUUACAACUAGGACAUUCAAGACGAAAUAGCGGCGUUGUAAUCCUUAAAACAUAGAAAUGUCGUUUAGUUAAAGAGUAUAUUCUAGCACAAGAAAUAUUGGCUAUUGAUAAUGGAGUAUUGUGAAGGAGGUUAAUUAAAAGAGUAUUUGGAAAACCAUUCUUUGGAUAACUCCGAAAUUAUUGCAGUAAUGUGUGUAAGAGUAUUUCGCUACCUUAGUAAUUGCUCUCUGGCUUAGCCUAUAUACAUAAUCAAGGCUUCGUUCACAGAGAUAUCAAGCCUGAGAAUAUUUUGUUGAGAAAGAAGGAUUCUUUAAUUGAUAUUGUGAUUUCUGAUUUUGGAUUCGCAGUAAAGAUCGAUGAUGUAUCCACUAACAGACCAAGGUGUGGUACACCUGGAUAUAUUGCUCCAGAAAUAAUUACAUUUGAUCAAAAACACAAUUACAAUGAAUUAUGUGAUAUGUUCAGUUGUGGCGUUGUACUGUUUAGAUUGUAAGAUGUCCAUAUCUACUGUCUAGAAUAACAGGAAAGAAUUUGUUAUAGGAAAACAGCAAUUAAAUUAUUGACCAACAAUUCAUAGGAGAUCUGAGUGAAUUGAUUAAGUAAGAGAUACACGGGGAGUUUGCCAAAAUCAUACUUUAGAUGUUGGAAUUGGAUCCAAGUAAACGAAUAACCGCAGAAUAGGCCUUGAAGUACUUUGAGGAUUUCGAUGAUAUGAAACUAUAUCAAGAGACUCCAAUAUAAUAGUUAAAACAUUUAGCAGUCCAUUUUCUAUUCGUUAAUUGA